This is a messenger RNA of Caenorhabditis auriculariae, 799 nucleotides long. The record is from the annotation of a GenBank genome assembly. NCBI's taxonomy places the organism in Eukaryota, Metazoa, Nematoda, Chromadorea, Rhabditida, Rhabditidae.
AUGAUUAUCUGUGGACCGGCUCGAGUGACAUAUCCGUCCUUGAGUGUGACGGCUGGGGAUUAUGAAGCCGUGGUUUCCCACUAACAUUUCUUAAACCCCUUGGUUGGGUCGGGGCGGGUAUGGAAUUUGUGACCCUGUGGACCGUAGACAGGCACACAACCUGUUGCGCUACGGCGUGCCCCAAAAAAAAAACGAACCCGGACCGCGUGGCACGGUGUUCCGAAACGAACGACAGUAAGCCAAAGCAAUGGACGUUCAAAAAUCGCGCCCACUCGAGUUUUUUCUAACGCAACGCGGUGCGGCACGUGCCCUCGCUAAUAAGAGCUACCCUAAAGUUUUAUUCGAUUUAUCCGUUGUUUUCACCUUUUUUCGCAUAUUUUUUCAGAUUUUUAUGUUUUUUCACUUUUUUUUGUGUUUUUAAAAUUUGUUUAAAAGGCUUGACAGGAGUUUAGAAUUGUUUUUUACUUUCUUUGCUACAGAAUAUUCCGAAAAAAGGCCAUUUUGAUGACAUCUUUUUUCCCGCAAGCUUUUUCGUUGUUCUUUUUAAUUUUCAACGAUCAAACGUUCGUUCUUUCAGAAACUAUGUGGCUUGACAUUGUUCAACUGGGAUCCUUCAGCGCGAUCCGUGCCUCGAACAAUGAGCUCAUAUGCUUUGGACUCGCAGCAAGAAAAAAACGGCGUCAGAUUGAACUCCACAUAUCUGUUCAACGUUGAAGUAGCGAACAUCGAGCCGCCUCCUAUGCAUAUUGUGAUGGGACUUGUUGAGUAUACCCACGUGGGUGGAAACCACAAAUCCUAA